Molecule: messenger RNA, 1402 nt
Organism: Carassius carassius (crucian carp)
Lineage: Eukaryota; Metazoa; Chordata; Actinopteri; Cypriniformes; Cyprinidae
Product: REST corepressor 3-like
Exons: 10
Coding region: 32-1402 (456 amino acids)
Biological process (GO): negative regulation of DNA-templated transcription; regulation of transcription by RNA polymerase II
Cellular component (GO): transcription regulator complex; histone deacetylase complex
Molecular function (GO): transcription corepressor activity
Source: RefSeq, a predicted model, not a curated record
CACAAAAUACAGUGAUAAAGACAACGGUGGCAUGUUGGUCUGGUCUCCAUAUCACACAAUAGUUGACUCUAAAUUGGAUGAGUACAUUGCGAUUGCGAAAGAAAAGCAUGGCUAUAAUGUUGAGCAGGCUCUCGGCAUGCUCUUCUGGCAUAAACACAGCAUCGAGAAGUCCCUUGCUGAUCUGCCGAACUUCACGCCCUUUCCUGAUGAGUGGACGGUGGAGGACAGGGUGUUGUUUGAGCAAGCGUUCAGUUUUCACGGGAAGAGCUUCCAUCGGAUCCAGCAGAUGUUGCCAGACAAAUCCAUAUCCAGUCUUGUGAAGUACUACUAUUCGUGGAAGAAAACGCGGUCCCGAACGAGCCUGAUGGACCGACAAACACGAAAGCUGGCAAACCGGAGUAAUCCAGAUGAAAGUGAGGAAGAGAUGGAAGACGCCAUCCCUGUUGAGGCCAACGACAGCGACUAUGACCCUACGAAAGAGACCAAGAAGGAGAGUCCUGCAGAGCCUCCGAUGCUGAGCUCCAGAAUUGCUCUGGGACGGAGAGAGCACCACACGCUGCAGCACCGUCACCACAGCCAGCGCUCCAGGUGCCGCCCUCCCAAAGGCAUGUACCUCACACAGGAGGACGUGGUGGCCGUGUCCAGUUGCUCCAGUGCUGCUAACUCUGUCCUGCAUCAGCUGCACAUGGUGCUGGUGUCCCUGAAGCAACAGGUUCAGAAUGCCAAGCAGUUAAACAGUGGACUUCAACAGAAGAUUGAAGAUGGAAUUGAUGACUUCAGACUGUCUGAGUGCACUCAAAAAAUGAAUGCCCGCUGGACAACAGAUGAGCAGCUUUUGGCAGUACAAGGAGUACGGAAAUACGGGAAGGACUUCCAGGCUGUUGCUGAUAUGAUCGGGAAUAAAACGGUGGGGCAGGUGAAGAAUUUCUUUGUGAACUAUCGGCGACGCUUUAACUUGGACGAGGUGCUUCAGGAAUGGGAGGCGGAGCAGGGAACCCCCAGCGGAGACUGUGCCAGCUCUGGGGAGGAUGGGAAGAACAGCAACAGCUCCUCAGAAAAGAGCACAGAUGAGGAAGAGGAAGAGGUGACCCCAGCCUCGGGUCCGUCUCCUGUAGCCACAGCAGCCAGCAGCUCCACCUCUCUGAACCAGCCUCCACCUCUUCUGCGCCCAUCUCUUCCUGCCACUCCAGCACUACACCGUCAGCCUCCGCCUCUGCAGCAGCAGGUCUGCUUCCUUCAGCCCCGCCCUGCCCUGAACCAGCCUCCGCCGCUCAUCCGGCCCUCCACCCCCCUCCCUCCGCGCCUCAACCCCCGCCCCACAGCCCAUGUACCCGCACCGGGCCCACAGCCGCCCUCUCUGCUGGGCAUCCUGUCCGGCACGCCCUCCUCCGCUCUACACUGA